AUGCGCCUGCUGGUGCGGAUGCAAAGGGACUCGGAAAAUACACAUCCUUCAUUCAACCUUGCCCUUUCCUCUGCAGAUUAUUUGUGCACUCCAGAGGAAAAUGUUUACAAGAUAGACUUCACCAGGUUCAAAAUCCGGGACAUGGAGUCUGGCACGGUGCUGUUUGAAAUCACCAAACCACCAGCUUCAGAACGUGAGCACAAUGACAAGAAGGACAUCGACCCCAAUGCCGGGCGCUUUGUACGUUACCAAUUUACCCCAGCUUUUCUGAGACUGCGGCAAGUGGGAGCCACGGUGGAAUUCACGGUAGGGGACAAACCCAUUAACAACUUCCGCAUGAUCGAGAGGCAUUAUUUCCGGGAUCAGCUGCUGAAGAGUUUUGAUUUUGAGUUCGGGUUCUGCAUCCCCAGCAGUAAAAAUACCUGUGAGCACAUCUACGAAUUCCCACAGCUCUCGGAGGACCUCAUUCGAGAGAUGAUCCUUCAUCCAUAUGAGACACAGUCGGACAGUUUCUACUUUGUAGACAACAAGCUGGUGAUGCACAACAAGGCAGAUUAUUCCUACAGUGGAGGACCUUGAGCACAGGAUGGACAACCAGCCUCCGCUGGCCUUCCCUUUCCUAUAGAAGCUGUCAGGGAUAACAACACCUUCAGUUCAGUUGCCUGCAACGUCAACUGCACAAGGAUCCACACACCAAGGACUCUUUGCCACAGUAGGAGUUUCAUGACUAAAUUGGCCAGUCUCAUCUUUGCUGAGCUUUGAAGCAGACCCAGUUCUCCAGAAGUUUAAGCAGUUCUACGACACUAAAUGAUCUUUGGAUACCACAGUCCCAAGUUCUUUAAGUGUCAGCUCUGGAAAUGGCCUUGUGGGACUUGGGGAAUUUUGCCCUAAUUCUGUGGAUUUGUGUUCCUGUCCUCAAGCAUCUUUUAGGACAUGGGGGCUUUCU
Molecule: messenger RNA, 946 nt
Organism: Tinamus guttatus (white-throated tinamou)
Lineage: Eukaryota; Metazoa; Chordata; Aves; Tinamiformes; Tinamidae
Source: RefSeq, a predicted model, not a curated record